Messenger RNA from Fusarium vanettenii 77-13-4, 2217 nucleotides. RefSeq lists its product as uncharacterized. Gene Ontology annotation, molecular function: mRNA 3'-UTR binding. NCBI's taxonomy places the organism in Eukaryota, Fungi, Ascomycota, Sordariomycetes, Hypocreales, Nectriaceae. The record is from RefSeq and is a predicted model, not a curated record. Gene Ontology annotation, cellular component: cytoplasm. Bases 1 to 2217 code for a protein of 738 amino acids. Gene Ontology annotation, biological process: post-transcriptional regulation of gene expression. The transcript has 3 exons.
AUGAAGAAGAAUGUUACGGCUCUUUCUACUUCGAAGCUUGCCAACCAAGGUGUCCCAAAGAAGAUGAAGAUAAGCCACGAUACCUCGCCCGUCGAGGAGUCUUACCCAAUGGACAAGCUUCUGGCUAAGCUCUCGGAGCAGCAAGCUGUCUUGUGCCAGCAGAAUGAAGCCCUCAAAGCCAGCGAGGAUGGCGGUGCGUAUCCGAGAGGCCUGGAUCAUGCCUCUUCCAGCAACUCUCUCCCCAUCACUCCUGCUACCGAUGCUUUCCCAAGCACUGCUCCUACCACUCGCCCAGCAAGCGCCGCUCUUGAAGAUGCCCGUGGCGACACCGAGGAGAUCAUGCGUCUGAAGCUGCAGCUUGCGCAGGCCAAGAGUGAAAUCUCCAAGCUUGACCAGGAGCUGGCCGAGACCCGUUCGCUGAAGCAAGAACCCGAUAUCUCAGCUUUCGGUCUUCGAGGCCCGCCUACCUACGCUCCUCGUGAGGGUGCCUGGGGAACCCCAGAGGACGCGCAUUCUGAUACUAGUGAUGCCAUGUCCACCACUACCUUCAGCCGCACUCGAGGAAUCUGGGGCCAUCCAAAGGGCUCUUUUGCCAACAACACUCUCCAGGCUCCAGUUUCCGAGCCUUCCCCGGGAAACUGGCUCGGAGGUCGUGGUUUCAAUGCCCCUUACCCAGAUCCGACUGGCAACCCUUACCCCGGUGUGGAGGCUCAUCGAGGUGACCGCCUGACCCCGGACUCCGAGAUGAUGCGUUCCAACAACGGCCGUCGCAAUAACCGUUUCGAAGGCCGAUUCAACUCGCCUCAGCCAUUUGGACCUGGCUACGGAGGGGGUUACAGCAGCCCCGCCAGCCAUACUGAUUACACGGGUAGCCCAGUGCCCGGAGCGCCCAUGAAUGUCCCCCAGGGACUUGGCCCCAUGGGGAUUUUUCCACCUUACCCAGGCCAGCCGGUUGGUACUCCCUUAUCCCCACAUGCAUCAGAGUUCACUUCUAAGGGUGGUUGGAAGAAUGAGGUCGGUAAAUCCUCCAAACCCACGCCAUGGGCACUAACCUGGGUACAGGUUGUGUCUCCCGAGGACCAAACAUAUCUCCCGCCUACAGAGCCACUCAACUACCGUCGUCUGCUAGACCGAAACGUUAACUGCAACUGGAAGUAUAUCGUCGACAAGAUCGUUUGCAACAAUGAUCAGCAGGCUUCCAUCUUCUUGCAACAGAAGCUCAAGGUCGGUACCCCUGAGCAGAAGUUCGAGAUUGUCGAGGCUAUCGUGGCUCAAGCCUAUCCUCUCAUGGUCAACCGCUUUGGCAACUUUCUUGUGCAGCGUUGCUUUGAGCACGGAACGCCUGAACAGGUCGUCAACAUUGCCGAGUCGAUUCGAGGCAACACCCUGAACCUCUCGAUGGAUCCUUUCGGGUGUCAUGUUGUUCAAAAGGCUUUCGAUUCUGUUCCUGAAAACUUCAAGGCUAUCAUGGUUCACGAGCUUUUGCGCCGGAUCCCGGAGACGGUCAUCCACCGCUACGCUUGUCAUGUCUGGCAGAAGCUUUUUGAGCUUCGGUGGACUGAGUCCCCCCCUCAGAUCAUGAAGUAUGUCAAUGAGUCUCUUAUGGGCAUGUGGCAUGAGGUAGCUCUGGGUGAAACCGGCAGCCUCGUCGUCCAGAACAUCUUUGAAAAUUGCCUCGAAGAGGACAAGCGCCCCUGUAUCGAGGAGGUCCUCGCCAACAUUGACAUUGUUGCCCAUGGCCAGUUCGGAAACUGGUGCAUCCAGCACAUCUGCGAGCACGGCGCUCCUCCCGACCGUAGCCGGGCAAUCGACCAUGUCAUUCGCUACGCUGCCGAGUACAGCACCGACCAGUUCGCCUCGAAGGUGGUUGAGAAGUGCCUCAAGAUUGGUGGUGCUGAGUUCCUUGGCCGCUACCUUGACCGAGUUUGCGAAGGACGUCGCGAUCGCACCCGCAUCCCCUUGAUUGACAUCGCGAGCGAUCAGUAUGGAAACUACCUCAUCCAGUGGAUCCUGAACAAUUCCUCUCCUCAGCAUCGCGAAAUCGUUGCUGCUCACAUCCGGAAGCACAUGGUCUCCCUUCGCGGAUCCAAGUUUGGUUCCCGAGUCGGAAUGCUCUGCACCAACCAUGCGGUUACCACCCGUCCCGGUCCUGGUGCCGGCCCAGGAAUGACUGGACGCAUGGGAGCUGGGCCACGCUACAGCGGUGGCUAUCGUUGA